AUGUACAAUCCCUACCAACAACCUCCUGGUCUAUACGGCCGAGCCCCCGAGUAUGGCGCAUACCCUGCUGCACCCCCGGGAAUGGCACCACCUCCAGGCAUGGCCGCGCCCGGUACUGGUGCCCCUCCGGGUAUGCAACCAGCAAACGCCCAACAACCCGGUCGCCCCGGAGGCUUCCCGGCUAAUUUCCAACCGCCCCCGAACAUGCCGAACAUCAACUUCUCUGCACCAGUCAUUCGUUUAGGUACCUCGGGUCCCGCAAAGCCUACAGCGCCAGAGAGCGGCCGUGAACGAGGACCUGAGGGUCCAGGCCGACGCGCAGGUCUCGGAUCGACAAGUAAUGACAACCCGCGCCACCACGGCCGCGACUCGAUGAUGCAGCUCCAGCCGCCGACCCGGGAUGAAAUUGUGCGCACAUUGUUCGUUGGGGGCAUUACGGAGGGUGUCGGUGGUGAUGAUGGUAUCGAGCGAAUCCUUCAAUCGGCGGGUAAGUUACGCCGUUGGAUCCGUGCCACAGAUGCCGAUGAAAAGCCCUGUCGGUUUGGUUUCGCCGAAUUCGAAGAUCCUGAUAGCCUGGAGAUUGCUGUGGAGGUGUUGAAGGACAUCGAGGUACCUGUGAAGCGCCAGGGCCCUAGCACUGGUGAUGACAAGGAAGAGAAGGAAGUCGAAAAGAGCACCCUUUUGGUUGUUGUUGAUGAGAGUACUAUGACAUAUCUAGAGCAGUUCGUUGCUAGCCGUGGUGAGCGGGAUCCCCAAGAACUCCAGAAACGCCUUGAUACUGCCCGUAGCGACCUGAAGAACGUCUUGUCCGGUCUCUUUAGUCCGGCAACCCCAAUUCAAAAGGAAGACAUCUCGACUCUGGACAAAGAAGGCGACAGCGAAAUGAAAGACGCCGACGGUCAUAAGGAUGGCGAGGUCGUCACCAUUCCCAUCACUGCGGAAGAUGAAUUGGCUGAUAUCCCUCCUGAGAUGCGCGAAAAUGUGGCCAAGGAGAUUGCGGCUUUCCGUGAGCGAAGCAACCGCCGGGAUAUCGAGCGGUUGAAGCGCGAGGAAGAAAUUGAGGCAAUGGAGCGUGCCCGAAACUCGGGCUCGCGGUACAAUCGUCUCACCUCUCCUCCAGCCUCGGCUCCUAGUGGUCCUGCUGGUGGCGCAAAUGGUAUUCCUCUGGGUGCACGUGAGCGCGGUAUGCCCAACGCCCCAGCAGCCCCGAAGGGAUUCGGCGUGCAGAUCCCCAAGGAUUAUCAGAAGGGCGUGUCGUUUGUCAAUGGCGGCAUGAACGGAGGCGGAGCCUAUAAUUACCGAGAGGACGAGGACUCCGAUGCCAGCGACGAGGAGCUUGAGCGUCGUCGUCAAGAUAAGCGCAAGGCAGAGCAAGAGAAGCAAUUCCUCGACCAGGAACGCCGCUGGCUCAAUCGGGAGCGCAGUCGUACAGCCGCUUUGGAACGUGAAAAGAAGCGAGACAAGGAGGAAGACGGCAAGCUCCAGGCUCUCCACGACGAGGCUGAUGAGAGGCUUAAGGAGUGGAAUGAUGAUACGGAGGCCAGCCGCAAGGUUACUGAAUAUUACGCAGAUCGCGGCGCGUGGCUCCGUAGUCGGGCUGCUUUCCGUGCCCGUGAGAUUAGCAUCGAUGAAGCUGAUCGAGCCGCGGAGGAGCGCGAACUUGCUCGUUCGGCUCAGCAACAAGAGCAGGCCCGUGGAGCCGCCGACGACUUCCUCGCACGCCAGUCGCAGGAGCUCGAGAAGGCCCAGGCCGCGACCAACCGUAGAACAGUUGCCGAAGUCGAGGGCUUGCUGGAGGACGAGGAAGAGCCCGCCAGCACUGUCCGCCGUCCUCUUAUCCCCAUCAAGUUCGAUUCCGCUGCCGAGGCUGCUGGUCUGUCGGACGAGGAACGAGCCCAGGCUGCGCGCCAACUUGCCGCAGAGAUUCCGGCCAACAAGGAAGGCCUCUGGAAGUGGGAUGUGAAGUGGGAAUUCGUGGACAACGCCGUCAUAAGCGACCAGAUCAAGCCUUUCGUCGAGAAGAAGAUCGUCGAAUAUCUUGGUGUGCAGGAGCAAAUGCUUGAGCUCGUGGAGCAAUUGGAAGAGGCAUUGGACGAGGAGGCCGAGGUACUUGUGCGCAAACUUUGGCGUAUGAUUAUCUUCUUCUCGGAGAGCGAGAAGCGCGGCUUGUCGGCUUAA
This is a messenger RNA of Penicillium waksmanii, 2178 nucleotides long. RefSeq lists its product as uncharacterized. The record is from RefSeq and is a predicted model, not a curated record. Bases 1 to 2178 code for a protein of 725 amino acids. Gene Ontology annotation, biological process: mRNA processing. Gene Ontology annotation, molecular function: mRNA binding. Lineage: Eukaryota; Fungi; Ascomycota; Eurotiomycetes; Eurotiales; Aspergillaceae. The transcript is spliced from 7 exons. Gene Ontology annotation, cellular component: spliceosomal complex.